Paramecium octaurelia is the source of this 304-nucleotide messenger RNA. The record is from the annotation of a GenBank genome assembly. NCBI's taxonomy places the organism in Eukaryota, Ciliophora, Oligohymenophorea, Peniculida, Parameciidae.
AUGUCUAAAUAAUCAAAAGAUUAAGAGAAAUUAGGAAAGUUUUAUACAUUUGAGGUGACAGCAGAGAAAUUAUAAACAGUAUAAUAAAGAGCGAGAUCAAUGUAUUUUAAACAUUUUCGAAAUGCAUUCAUUUUUGGAUUUUGCAUUGAAUUUAUGAUAAUCAAAUCAAGAAUUUGUAAAUUCUAUUAUUUAUAUAUAUAAAGAUGAAAAUAUUGUUAGAAAAAGUACAUAAAGAAGAUUAGAAUCAAAAAAAAAAGAAAAUGAUAACCUAAACUUAACCAAUAAUUAUACACAAAAUAAAUGA